CAUUGUGAAAUAUUAUUAUCAGUUUGUGUGUAUGAGUAUAAAUACGGGAUAUCGAGGAAAUAUUAAAUCAGUAUUAAUCACUCAUCGCCGAUUUGUUUCACCGCGGUAACGGCUGUUAGUUCGUCUUCGUAAAAGCAAGAAAAUCAAAGGAUCAACAAAAGAAACAAACACCAUGCGUGGGAAGUUGAGCGAAAUAGGAUUUCUCCUAAUCCUUGCACAAUUUUCAUGUCAGAUGACAGAACAAGUUUCGCCGGAUUAUUAUACUGCAGCCGUGGUAGAGUUUUCACCGACUUAUGUUUGGGGCGAUGCCUUAAAAACUUUGACGUACAACACGAACGCGUACAUCAAAUACAUAGAAGAAGCAAGUAGACAGAACGCUGACAUUAUCGUCUUCCCGGAGGAUGGGCUAACAUCGACCAAUUUGCCCAGCAGAAUAGAACUAAUGGAUGCUUGGACAACGGCGAUUCCUUCCCCUCACGAUGAAUAUAUCCCUUGCACAGGAACUGAAAUCAACAUUAGUGAAACGUUAAAAAGAUUAUCGUGCGCUGCGAGAAGAAAUCGCAUCUAUGUGGUAGUAAAUAUUGCCGAGAAAGAGCUUACAAUCAGAGACAAUGACUGUUCCUUGAAUGGCACGUGGCAUUAUUACAAUACCAACGUUGUAUUUGACCGAACGGGAAAAAUAAUCGCCAGGUAUCGCAAAGUGAAUCUCUAUAUGGAACCACAAUUCUCGAAUACCGAGAUACCGGAAAUCGUAACAUUUGACACUGAUUUCGGAGAGAGAUUCGGUACCUUUAUAUGCUUCGAUAUACUGUUUGCUGUGCCGGCCUUAAAUUUGACGAGAAUAGAAGGAGUUUCAAAUAUCGUAUACCCGACCGCCUGGUUCUCGGAAACGCCAUUUUUAACUGCUCCACAAACACAAUUUGGAUGGUCCUAUGCCGAGAACGUAAAUCUUUUGGUAGCUGGAUAUCAUCAUCCGGAAGUCGGGAAUGCGGGAAGUGGUAUUUAUUUAGGUCGCAACGGAAUUGCUAACGUAUCCAUGAUUCACGAUCCUGAGUAUCGGCUUUUGAUCUCUCGAGUACCAAAAACAAAACAUAGAAAAACAGUAAUGGAACAGGAGUCACCGAAUAAAGAAAGGGAAGAUCAGAAAACGGAAGGAAAUGAAUCGUCAAAGAAAGUGGACACACUUGAUUGGAUAACACUAUUACACGACAAUGUUAAAGCGUACAGGACUUCUCUGUUAAACUAUCAUAGGAAUGAGGUACAUCUGAUGUCUAAAGAUUUUCGUUGUCAAGUUGAGGCUGAACUGCAGAUCGAUGAUUCGUCUCCGAUUCGUUAUAACGCAGUAUAUUUUAAUGAUGUUCGCACGUACGGCACUCGAGUGGAAGCCGGUGUUCGUUUAUGUGGCCUGGUCCAGUGUCUCAACAAUUCGGUCGAAUCUUGCGGUUUCAUUGCCCGAUCCAACACAACCUUUUCCAAUAUAAAAAUCACAGCAACGUUCCUCAGUUACGAUUACCCAAAAAUUCUGGCAAUACCCAACGUACUCGACUAUUCGCUCCUUCCUUUCAACGAUUGGUCGUACGUUGAGAAUACGCGUGGAGCCGAAACCAAUGUAACUAUUACUUUGAACAAACCGAUGAAAGAUCUUAUCGCUUUUGGUAUAUAUAGCAGAUUCUUUGAUAGAGACAGAUGGAAUUAAUUAUGAUAUU
This is a messenger RNA of Frieseomelitta varia, 1706 nucleotides long. RefSeq names its product vanin-like protein 1. Lineage: Eukaryota; Metazoa; Arthropoda; Insecta; Hymenoptera; Apidae. The transcript is spliced from 8 exons. Bases 173 to 1696 code for a protein of 507 amino acids. Gene Ontology annotation, molecular function: hydrolase activity, acting on carbon-nitrogen (but not peptide) bonds, in linear amides. The record is from RefSeq and is a predicted model, not a curated record.